AUGAAGAGACACUCUCGUAAUGAGACGAGUCAUGAUGCAAAUAACGGAGAAAAUAGGCUGCAAACAAAUGCAACUACGACCAGGUCAUUCCUUGCAAUGAUGAUGAUAAUAAUGAUGAUGAUGAUCUUGCCUCCCAAUGUUCAAGCCAGAGUUCCCAACACCAUUACGGUGAAUGCCGUCGUUCCUCAAAGUCUUCACAAAGAUGAUUACAAGACUGGCUUUGAGAAUGCCAUUUCGGCCGAAUUUGGACGAUUUCAUGUGGCACCAGCUUCCAAUCCAGCACAAGAUAUGCGUGGCAGUCUCAUUGUCAAUCUGUACCAGGUGGGUUCGCCCAUGUGCAAUACCAAGCAAGUGGAAGAUGCGAGAAAGAAGAAGGAAGCCGAAAAAUGGAAACCGCCGUACGGUUUGUUGAUUGAGCGAAAUCAAGAGACUUCUGCGACUAGGGGUUGCACCUAUGUCCAACAAGCCAGACACGCCCAAGAGCUGGGAGCUGCUUCUGCUAUACUUGUGAAUCACAAGUGCCUCUGCGACGACGACGACAAAUGCAAGGGACAACAUGGUUGCGAAUCCAUUCCUCCCGUUCUUCAUGACGAUGGGACUGGCCACGACGUCCAGAUUCCAGCCGUUAUGUUGACCAAACAAGAUGGUGACUCGAUCAAAGACGCACUCAAAACUAGUACUGUCGCCCUCGAAUUGUAUUACAAACCCUUUCGGUCGGUAAUGGUGACGGUCACUCUGUGGCAUACGCCCUUUUUUCACUCCAGUGGCUUCUUCGGCAGCAGCAACAACGACGCCGAAAAAGAACAAGGUGGUGUGGACCAAAUGGCAGGUCAAUGGUGGCACAACAUGUCCAUCGUCAUGAACACCUUUGGAGAAUCCGUCGAAUUUAAUCCCCGAUACAUGAUGCUGGAUGGUACCACCAUAGAUUGUUUGGACAAUCCAGCUUGCAAUACGACUUGUACCAAUGGUGGACGAUACUGCGAUGCUUCGGGAGCUGUCGAUGAUGGAGUCUACCAUAUUGAAGAAUCCUUGGUGCGACGGUGCAUUUGGCGGCAUGUCCGCAAUUCCAACGAUCCUGACAGUGCUGUAGAGCAGGUGUGGUGGACCUAUGUGUCCUAUACAUCUGAACAGUGUUCAGACCAUCGACAAAUCGACGAAGGUGGUGACAAUCCAAAGUUUUGUCGGGAUCCGGCUUUGGAGCAGGCAGGAAUGGUUGACAUUGUCCAUGACUGCAUCAUGAACAGUGGGGAUAUCGAAGACGAUGUCCACAAUGCAUUAUUGAACGAAGAACUGGAGAUUCAAACACGCCAUGGACCUCAUGUGAAUCCAACCAUGACGGUGAAUGGAAUCGAUAUUCGAUAUACACAUUCUGUUCGGCAUCAUCGCUAUUUGUCCGCGGCCAGUGUGUUUGAGGCAGCCUGCAAUGCCCUGUUGCCCGAAAACAAGCAUGUAGCCUGCGAUAUCUGCUUGGCCUGCCACGAUCCCAUCUCUUGUUUGGCCCAAUCGGAACCAUGGACUUGCGAUGCGCAUCCUGCACCCGCACGAAAAAGGAAAAAGAGACAUCACUUUCGCAACUUUUUCCUGUGGUGUAUCUUUAUCGGUGGCAUGGUGUUUGCAGCCAACAAAUAUCGAAGGUACCAGAACGAGCAGAACCUGGAAGCCUUUUUCCAAACCCAUAAUGAUUACACACUGAAUGAGAAUCUAUUUGGAAACGAGUAA
Messenger RNA from Cylindrotheca closterium, 1719 nucleotides. The record is from the annotation of a GenBank genome assembly. Lineage: Eukaryota; Bacillariophyta; Bacillariophyceae; Bacillariales; Bacillariaceae.